Messenger RNA from Daphnia pulex (common water flea), 2147 nucleotides. RefSeq names its product lipase 1-like. Bases 774 to 1934 code for a protein of 386 amino acids. The record is from RefSeq and is a predicted model, not a curated record. Gene Ontology annotation, biological process: lipid metabolic process. Lineage: Eukaryota; Metazoa; Arthropoda; Branchiopoda; Diplostraca; Daphniidae. The transcript is spliced from 10 exons. Gene Ontology annotation, molecular function: hydrolase activity, acting on ester bonds.
UUAUCUUAUUUGACUGGGAGGGAGGGGAGGUGAAGGCCAUCAGGUUGUGACUUGAUUUGACGUCAGGGUCACCGACACUUUGAUUUGUGAGGGAUCAAAGUGAGCCAUCAAGAAAGGUCACUCAACUCCUCCGGUGACUCUUUUUCAAACGGCCGAAAUGGGAGGCAUGUGUGUGUCUGUUGAGAAGGUUGACGAGGGUUCUUAUCUAAUGGGAAGCGGAACUGACUCACCGACCCUUAGUUGAAAUAUGUAUAUCGCUGCUAGUUAGUCUAGCUGUAUAGUUAUAAGCCUCCGCUGGAGAUUUCUCCCAUCCAGGGAAAUCCACCUGCCCCUAUGCCCAUAUCGCAGGCUCGUAUCAGUUUGUCACCAUAGCUUUCUUCUGACAUAUUAUACAUUAUCUAUAGACUGGGCUGUAUAAUUUUAUUUUUUCCUUUACUACCUGGACCAGCGCGGGGGCUCUCAAUUUUUGUUUUCAAGACAUGCUGGCUUAUAUAAAUGGAAAAGCUGACUUUUUCUUUUCUUUCUAAUCUACUCAAUUUUUUUUUCCUUUCUUGAUUUCCUUAUUGCGCAAUCGUGAGCGAAUCACUCUCUUGUUGGCGGGGUUAAGUUGCGACCGCGCGCACUUUCUCAAAAAUUUAAAUAUCGAAGCAGCGCGCGAUGACGUUUGAAUUGCUCCUUGUAUCCCGGCCCACCAGCUGAUCUGUUGCGCUGGAGGAAAUGUGAGAAGCGACGAGAUAUAUACGAAUCUAGCGUAUCAUUACCAUCGGGACGACAUGCCAUUAUAUCCAGAAAUCAUCAGGAACCGCGGGUAUCCGUUGGAGAUCCAUCACGUGACCACAGACGACGGGUACAUACUGGAACUCCAUCGCAUCCCUCCCAGACAUAACGGGUUGUCGCCAUUGAACGGACCCACUACCGGUAAAAUCCACGACGAUUACGAAGCGACCGAAGGAAGAGGACGGCCGGUGUUUCUGCAACAUGGUGUCUUUAGCUCGUCCGCCUGCUGGUUACUUAACCCAAGUCAUCGAUCUCUCGCUUUCCGGCUGGCUGAUCUCGGUUACGAUGUCUGGAUGGGCAACACGCGAGGCAAUAUCUACUCCCGAAAUCACGUCGAACUCGAUCCUGAUCAAGACCCAGAAUUCUGGCAAUAUUCAUGGGACGAGAUCGGCUACUACGACAUUCCCGCCUGCAUCAACUACGUCCUGGCCGUCACCGGCUGGGACAAGUUGGUGUACGCCGGACAUUCGCUGGGAACGGGCCUCUUCUUCAUCGCCAUGAUCCAGCACCCAGAACUCAAUUCGAAAGUGCACCGCAUGUUGGCGUUGGCGCCCAUUUCCAGCAAACAUAACUUGCGGAGCCCAUUCCGGCUCGUUUCUCCCAUCAUCGCCCGAUUAGCGGUUGUGAUGGACAAGAUGCCGAAGAAAGCCAUCUUCGAUCAGGAUAUGAGUUUGAGAACGUUUCAGAAAAGAUUAUGCGAGCGCAAUUUCUUCAAGGCCUCGUUCUGUCGUGAUAUUCUCUUCCUAAUCGCAGGCGCCAAUCCGGACAACUUUGAUUUGAACCUGUUGCCAUCGGUGAACGCUCAUCUCUUUCAGGGGACUUCCAUUCGGGUGAUUGCUCAAUUCGCCCAGCAUUACAACACAGGCAAGGAGAUUUUCCAACAUUACGACUUUGGCAAAAAGGGCAACUUGGAGUUGUACGGUACACCGGAGCCGGCCGUCUACGACUUGAGCAAAGUCACUGCGCCCGUCUAUCUCUACUACGGUCUUAACGACCUCAUCUCUACUCGCGAAGACAGUGAAUGGGCAGCAAGCCAGCUCGGCAACGUGAAGGGCUUGUUUCAAAUCGACGACGACUUGUUCAACCACUGGGACUUUCUUUGGUCCAUCAACGUGAACGAAUUGCUCUACAACCAUAUACUACCGCUCUUCCGUUAAUGACUACCCUCUCGUCCGCUUCCGCAAAAAAAGAAACAACAAAAAAGUUCCGAGUUUCCAAUUAAAAAAAAAAAGAAAAGAAGGUUACGUGUACAGCAGCAUAUCAUUCGUCCUUAUUAUUUCGGCCAUGUAUAAAUCGACGCACCGUACCGAAAGAGCCAGGCGGUACAGCACGAAACAAUAAACUUGCAAUAAACCAUAAACCCAGCAGAA